CAAUAACUUCUACUUUACACAAGCAUGUACAUUAAAUACAGCAGUAUAUUACGAAAAUAUAAACUUGAUUUUAAUGUACGUAACAUUUUUUUAUAAGUAAACAAUAUGAAACAACAUAAUUACUAUAAUAUACAUUGCUACAUUUCUAAAUAAAAGUACAAUACAUACAUAUAUUUCUGACAUAUAAUCCGCAGUUUUUUAUUAUUUAUUAUCAGUGAAAAAGUUAAUAUAUAUAUUAUUAAAUAAUGAGUUCUCACGGUAAAGCAGAAACCGAAAGAUUGAAACAAAAUUUAGAAGAACAGCUUGAUAGAUUAGUACAACAAUUGGAGGAUCUUGAAGAAUGCAAAGAUGAAAUGACUAAUGAAGAAUAUGAAGAAGCGAAAGAAGAAACAAUGGAACAACUUCGUGAAUUAAAUGAAUCAUUACAAAGAAUGAUUUCUGGAAAUAUGACUCUUAUCAAUCAACUUGGAGCAAUGCAAUUGGCAGCUCAAGCAGCAAUAAGUGCAGCUUUCAAAACUCCUGCUGUAAUUAGAAUGUUUGGAAGACGCGAGCCUGAUCAACUCAGAGAACGGCUGUUUCAAAUUGAACGUGACAUAAAACUUGGAAAACUGAAUAAAGAUGCUGCUGAUCGAUUACGUGCUGAAGUACUGAGUGCUUUAAGACAGCUUGGAGAAAAAUUGGAUCCUUCUGAAUUACAAUUAUUAGAAAAAUUUUCUUUAAAUAGUAUAGAUGCAACAAGCUAUGUACAAGUGACAGAGGCUGUAGAAAAGGGUCAAAUGGCUUUAGCAGCAGUUGGUAAAGAAGUUAGAGCUACUCAAAGUACCUAGAAUUUUUAAUUAUAUCUUAUAUCAAUAUGUGUCUAUAUAUUAUCUAUAUUUCCUAUUUUCAUAUAAUAAUUUUAAAAUAAUAUUAAUUUACAUUUAAUUAGAACACCUUAUUUUAAAUAUUAUG
Molecule: messenger RNA, 951 nt
Organism: Vespula pensylvanica (western yellowjacket)
Lineage: Eukaryota; Metazoa; Arthropoda; Insecta; Hymenoptera; Vespidae
Product: protein LZIC-like
Exons: 3
Coding region: 246-827 (193 amino acids)
Molecular function (GO): beta-catenin binding
Source: RefSeq, a predicted model, not a curated record